This is a messenger RNA of Parnassius mnemosyne (clouded apollo), 750 nucleotides long. The record is from the annotation of a GenBank genome assembly. Lineage: Eukaryota; Metazoa; Arthropoda; Insecta; Lepidoptera; Papilionidae.
AUGGCUGGAGCUGGCAAAGGCAACGGGCUAGGACCCGCUGUCGGGAAACUAGAAUCCCAGAUUUAUUGCAUCAAGUACACUUUAUUUUGCUUCAACGUCGUGCUGUGGUUAUUUGGCGUGUCUAUAUUUGCCCUUUGUCUAUGGAUCUGCAUUGAACCUGGCUUCAACGAAUGGAUGAAAAUUUUGGAACUUCAGAAGUACUUCAUUGGGAUCUACAUCAUUCUUAUUGCCUCAUUAGGUGUAAUGGUAGUAGCGUUCCUUGGUUGCGGUUCGGCUCUUAUGGAAAAUAUCCUGCUAUUAUACGCAUUUAUAGGCACACAAAUCGCCUUGUUUGUGUUUGGAUUGAUUGGUGCUUGUGUGGUUCUGGACUUCUCUACAUACGACUCCAGCAUACAGCCUCUUAUUAAAAAUAUUUUAAUGAGGCUUAUAAAUAAUCCCCAACAUGAAGGCAGUCGAGAAAUCCUAAGGAUGGUGCAAGAAGGGAUUGGAUGCUGUGGAGCAGAUGGCCCAAUGGACUACUUAAACUUGAACAAACCAUUGCCUUCUGAAUGCCGUGAUUCAGUCACUGGUAAUGCCUACUUCCAUGGUUGCGUAGAUGAACUGACUUGGUAUUUAGAAGGGAAGACUGGCUGGCUGGCUGGCAUGGUUCUCGCUUCUUGUAUGAUCUGCGUGGUUAAUGCUGUUAUGUCUAUGGUCUUGAUUCAGGCAGUGAAGAAAGAAGAAGAGGAGGCUAUAGUCUAUAAAAAUUAG